AUGCUCAGGAGCUACUGUAGAGAGGACCGAUGGGAGGAGACCUUGUGUCUAUUCCAUAACAUGAUGUCUGAGUCAAGAGACAAUGAUGAAAAGCCUGAUAAUUUCACCAUUCCCAUUGCUCUGAAGGCGUGUGCGAGGUUAAGGGCGCUUGCGUGUGGAAAAAUAAUACACGGGUUGGUGAAGAAACAUGAGAAGGUAGCAUUGGAUAUGUUUAUGGGUUCUGCGUUGAUUGAAUUGUAUUCCAAAUGCAGAGAAAUGGGCGAAGUUGUGAAAGUGUUUGAUGAGUUUUCGCAACCAGAUGUGUUUUUGUGGACUUCUAUGGUUACUGGAUAUGAGCAGAAUGGUGAUCCUGAAGAAGCAUUGGAGUUUUUCUACCAAAUGGUGAUGCAUGCGCGCAUUACUCCUAAGUUCCUAACCGAGAACCGAUUCGACUCUGAUUUAUCUUUGGGUAAUGCGUUACUAAAUCUCUAUGGAAAGACAGGUUCUGUCAAAACUGCCACUAGGUUGUUCAUGAAGAUGCCGGAAAAAGAUGUGGUUUCUUGGAGCUCCAUGAUUACGUGUUACACUCAUAAUAGCGAUGUAAUAGAAGCGCUAAAUCUUUUCAACGAAAUGAUUGAUAUGAGAAUCGAACCUAUUUCAGUGACGCUGGUAAGUGCAUUGCAAGCAUGUGCACUGGCAGGUAAUUUAGAAGAAGGCAAGAAGAUCCACGAAAUCGCUACUAGGAAGUGUUUCGAGUUAGAUAUCAAGGUAGCUACGGGCCUGAUUGAUAUGUACAUGAAGUGCUCUGCACCCGAAAAAGCAGGUGAUCUCUUUAGUAGAAUGCCAAAGAAAGAUGUGGUUUCGUGGGCUGCCUAG
Malus domestica (apple) is the source of this 855-nucleotide messenger RNA. The record is from RefSeq and is a predicted model, not a curated record. Lineage: Eukaryota; Viridiplantae; Streptophyta; Magnoliopsida; Rosales; Rosaceae.